AUGACUUCUUCACUGGAGAUGCCAACAUGGUUCUACAUCGCCUUCAUGAUAAUGGCUGCCAUGGCGGACGAUGAAGUCGACCGGUCAGCCAUCGCCUUGCCGGGCUGCUCGUAUCAAUGCGGCGAAGUCGAGAUUCCAUACCCAUUUGGACUCACUCCUGAAUGCUCCCUUAAUGAGGCAUUUCUCGUCACUUGCAACACCUCGAUUCUUCCCAACAAGCCGUUCGUCGACAACAUUCCAAUCAUGAGUGUUUCGGUGGAAGAUGCCGAUUUGGUUAUCGAAAAUCUUGUGGCUAAUUAUUGUUUUGAUGGCAAAGGAAAUAUGUCUGGCCACAAUGAAACGCUUCUUAAGUUUGACAAGUUCACGAUCUCAACGAAGAACAUCUUCACCGUCGUUGGUUGUAGUACUGUUUCAAUGAUCGGAGGCAUCCUCCAAGAUGAUGAGGAUUACUUGUCGGGUUGUGCAUCGUUUUGUAGUAGCUAUCGGAAUAUGCCGAACGGGACGUGCUCCGGUGUCGGGUGUUGCCAAAUGACAAUUCCUAGUGGAUUGAAACAGAUGAAUUUGACGGUGGUGGGAAGUGAUGUGACGAACGGUUCGGAUAUAUUUUCGUGUGGGUACAGCUUCUUGGUGGAGGAGGGUGAGUUCAGGUUCUCGCCGGCUUAUGUUCCACACUUCCCGAACGCCACAGUGCCCAUGGUGUUGGAGUGGUCCAUCGGCAAUGAGUCGUGUGAGGCGGCUGCGGGCAGCCAAGGGUUUGCGUGUCAGGGAAAUAGUAGCUGCCUGAACCCUGCCUUCAUGGGGGGCUACCGCUGCAACUGCUUGCAGGGAUUCACUGGGAAUCCUUAUUUGCCACAUAUAUUUUCUUAUUCGGCUCCUUGUAGGAAGAAAAGAAAAGAAAAGAUUGUGAUAACUUACUCUUAUGUAUUGGUUUGGUCAGACAUAAAUGAAUGUGAUGAUCCAAAUGAAAACGAGUGUACGGAUAUAUGUAUAAAUACGGUAGGAGGUUAUCGAUGUGAAUGCCCAAAUGGAUACUCCGGCAGUGGCAGAAAGGAUAGCAAUGGCUGUGUUCCCCGCCGCCGGUUCCAUACUCUCAUAUUACUUUCUGGUAUCGGGCUGGCAGUAAUGGGCGUGCUAGUAAGUUCGUCCUGGUUCUACAUCGGCUUCAAGAGAUGGAAGCUCAUCAAACUCAAAGCUAAUUUCUUCGAACGAAACGGCGGAUUAAUGUUAGAGCAACAGCUUUCCAUCCGCGAUGAAGCCAACCAAACUGCAAAGAUCUUCACCGCAGAGGAAUUACGGAAAGCCACUAACAACUACUCCGACGACCGAAUCGUCGGCAAAGGUGGCUUCGGAACCGUCUACAAAGGCAUCCUCCCUACCGGCGCCGCCGUCGCCAUCAAGAAAUCCAAGGUUGUCGACAACGCUCAAAACAAGCAGUUCAUCAACGAAGUCAUCGUCCUCUCGCAGAUCAAUCACCGCAACACAGUUAAACUCUUAGGCUGUUGCUUGGAAGAAGAAGUUCCUCUUCUCGUCUACGAGUUCGUCUCCAACGGUACGCUCUUCGAUCACAUCCACAAGCGAAAAUCGCCGCGGCCGAUUCCUUGGAAGAUCCGCCUUAAAAUCGCAUCGGAAACCGCUGGAGUUCUCUCCUAUCUUCACUCAUCGGCCUCGAUUCCGAUCAUUCACAGAGAUGUGAAGUCCACGAACAUUCUCCUCGAUGAAAAUUACACCGCGAAGGUCUCCGAUUUCGGUGCUUCGAAGUUAGUUCCCUUGGAUCAGGUCGAUUUGAACACAAUCGUGCAAGGAACUCUCGGAUACCUAGAUCCAGAGUAUCUGCAAACCAGUCAAUUAACAGAGAAGAGCGACGUGUACAGUUUCGGCGUUGUUCUCGUGGAAUUAAUGACCGGAAAAGUUCCUCUAUCCUUCAGCCGAUCGGAGGAAGAACGGAAUCUGUCGAUGUACUUUCUAAUUGCUCUGAAACAGAAUCGGCUGAGAGAAAUGUUAGACAAAAAUUUGGGCGGCGAUGUGGAGUACGAGCAACUGAAGGAAGUCGCGAGCCUUGCGAAGAGGUGUUUGAAAGUGAAAGGGGAAGAAAGGCCGACAAUGAAGGAGGUGGCUGCAGAGCUUGAAGGGUUGUUUCAUAUGGCGUUUGGUCAUCCAUGGAUGGUUGAUGAUAAAUCUCCAUUAGUUGAAGAAUCAGAGGUUUUGUCGAGUGGAGAAAAGGAGAAUCAGAAGGACGAUGGUGUUGAUUCUGUUGGUCGCGAGGUUGCAUCUGGAACUGAGUGUAGGGAAGGGAGUAACCGAUAUGAUAGCUUUCCCACUAACCAAAUCAUACCAAAAGCAGAUUCUGGGAGAUAAUUUUGGAUCACUUUUUAAGUUACUCACACACCAUAGGGGAGUUUUUAAACUUUUAAUCUAUUUUUAAUUUUGAUCUUGUCACUAACUUUUUAUUAGUAGUGAUGAACACUACACUAUAUAUAUAGUGUAGUAGGUGUUCGAGGUGGGUGCGACCUCAUCAUAAUUUCUAA
Cucurbita pepo subsp. pepo (vegetable marrow) is the source of this 2525-nucleotide messenger RNA. The record is from RefSeq and is a predicted model, not a curated record. NCBI's taxonomy places the organism in Eukaryota, Viridiplantae, Streptophyta, Magnoliopsida, Cucurbitales, Cucurbitaceae.